Molecule: messenger RNA, 1869 nt
Organism: Solanum verrucosum
Lineage: Eukaryota; Viridiplantae; Streptophyta; Magnoliopsida; Solanales; Solanaceae
Exons: 4
Coding region: 1-1869 (622 amino acids)
Biological process (GO): DNA transposition
Molecular function (GO): transposase activity; DNA binding; zinc ion binding
Source: RefSeq, a predicted model, not a curated record
AUGGCCGAACAAUGUGGUUAUGACAAGGAGUCUGUGGUGUUCUGGCACAAGUAUGGUUUAACCCUUUAUAAGGUUCGAUUAGUUGGUAGCAAUAUUGAAGUAGCUAAACUUGCUACUUGCAUUCCAAAGGAUAGAGUGAUUGAGAUGUAUUUUGAACAUUUGAAUUUCUAUCAUGAUGAUCAUCAACAUUGCGAGAAGACGGGAAUGGAUUCUUUGCCAAUAAAUUUUGAUUAUUCAUUAGAGGAAGAUGAUAUAUUAUUUUCUAAAUAUAUUGAUCCUUCUGUUGAAUCUUUUGGGAUCAAUAUAAAUCAGAGGCAUGAGAAAAAUGAUGAAAAUCAAGAUUAUGUAAAUGAAAAGAUGCAAAAUGUGGAAGGUGAUUCGGAUUAUGUAGAUUCUGAUGAUACAGGGAGUUUAAAUAGUGAUUGCAAUUCUGAAAAUGAAGAUUCUAACUUUCCGAAGCACAAUCCAAAAUCGGAUGCCAUUAAUCCCAAAUUGGAGUUGGGAAUGAUAUUCGGUAAUAAGAAAGAAUUCAAAGAAGCUGUGAUUGUAAAUCAAGCCAAAAUAGGAAAGUCAAUUGAGUGGAUCAAAGAUGACAGAAGAAGAGCAAGGGCUAAAUGCAGGAAAAAUGGAUGUAACUGGAGGAUAUUGGGCUCAUCGAUGCAAAGGGACACAUCUUUUCAAAUAAAGACGUUUGUCCCCAAGCAUACUUGUUUUGGGUGGAAUUAUAACAACAAAAAUAUCACUUCCAGUUGGAUUGCAAAGAGGUAUGUUGAUAGAGUUAGAUCAAAAAAGAAUUGGAAAACAUCAGAAUUUAGAGACAAAUUGAGUAGGGAAUUACGGCUACACGUAAGUAUGAAUCAAGCAAGAAGGGUAAAGGAAAAGGCUAUUGCAAUGAUCGAUGGAGAUAUAAAUGUUCAGUUUAGUAUAUUAUGGAAUUAUUGCAAUGAAAUUGUUCGAACCAAUCUUGGGACUUCCGUUUUCCUGAAAGUAACUCCAAAUGAGAUACCUAACAAGUUGAUGAGAUUUCAAAGGUUUUAUAUUUGUUUUGCAGCAUGUAAAGUAGGAUUCAAGGCUGGUUGUAGAAAGAUUGUUGGGGUCGAUGGGUGUUGGCUGAAGGCCACCAUGUAUGGGGCACAGUUAUUAUCAGCGAUUACUUUGGAUGGAAAUAACAACAUCUUUCCAAUAGGUUAUGCAAUAGUUGAGAAGGAAAAUAAGGAAACAUGGCGUUGGUUUUUAACAUAUUUAAUUAACGACCUUGAAAUUGAAGAGCAAUACUUGUGGACUUUUAUGUCAGAUAAGCAAAAGGGACUUCUUGAAGCUUUUGAAUUAGUGUUGCCUGAUGUUUCUCAUAGAUUUUGUGUGCGACACUUGCAUAACAAUUUCAAGAAAGCUGGGUUUUGUGGAAUGACAUUAAAAAAUGCUCUUUGGAAGGCAGCUUUAGCAACAACUAUUAACAGGUUUGAUGCUUCUAUGGCUGAUUUGUUUGAGUUAGAUAGAGAUGCUUAUGCAUGGCUUUCUACGAAAUUGCCUAGUGAAUGGGAGAAAGCUAAAAAGUGGAAUUUGGGUGAUAUUUGUCCUACUAUUAAGAAGAAGUUGACUAAAAUUAUGGAGGAUGCUGCCACUUAUAUUCCUAAAAAGUUGAAUAUGUGGAACUAUGAAGUGAUUGGACCUGUUGAAGGUGAUAUUUGGGUUGUUGAUUUAUAUAACAGGACAUGUAGUUGUAGGCAAUGGGAACUUUCGGGUAUCCCUUGUAAGCAUGCUAUAUCAUCUAUUUGGUUAGAAAAGGCAAAUCUCAAGUCAGUCAUCAAAGUUACAUUUUCCAAACAUCCCAAAACGGCAGGAACGAUUGAAGAAAUUACUUCUUUUUGA